Molecule: messenger RNA, 783 nt
Organism: Cyphomyrmex costatus
Lineage: Eukaryota; Metazoa; Arthropoda; Insecta; Hymenoptera; Formicidae
Exons: 4
Coding region: 1-783 (260 amino acids)
Source: RefSeq, a predicted model, not a curated record
AUGACCGAUGACAAAUCGGCUCACGAUAUUGUACAAAAUCUCGAAAAAAAUGUGAGCAUUCUCAAGUCAGAGGGUUACGGUCCAGACAUAGUUCUUGAAUUCCGUGACAAGUUCGAAUUGUUUCGUAAACUAUUGUGCAAUCUGACAGAUAAGCUCCAGUCGUUGUUAUAUUUAUCCGAGAAUUACACCUCCACGAACGACUUUAAGCAGUUUAUAAGCAGGAUUGUCAGUUCAUGGAACUCUAUUAAUAAGCAGGUCUGUGAAAAAUGUUCCAAGAUUCAAGUGGGUAGUCGUACGCUAUCGGGAAUACCGUUAUCAUUGCUCCUUAAAAAGAUAAAAAAAGAGACAUCUUUAACAAGGAAAUUGUUGCACACCUGUGUUACUAAAUACAGUCAUGAAUAUCUCUCGAAGUGUUACGUUUUGUUAAAUGAAACCGAAGAUUUAUUAUGUAAACUCGAAAAAUCGGAUGAUAAGUUACGACAAUAUAUAGCUAUACUGAAGUUGAAUCCAUUCCUUGUUAAGCUAGAAUCUGACAUAGACACAUAUGUCUCAAAUACUAACAUAUCACCAAUCGACAAAUCUAAAUAUCCAAAACUGGACGUUUUUCCAAUUGUCGCAAAACUUCUCACCGGUGAGUUACUUGAUGACGAACCCAUAGACCCGUAUUGCGUUUUACUGGAUAAUGUGCCUAGGAAACCAGUUUUCAUUAUUAAAAUAAAACAAAAUGGAUCCAUCAAUGACAGUCGAGGAAACAAUAUAAAUGUGCAAAGUUACACGUUAUAA